This is a messenger RNA of Danio aesculapii, 1131 nucleotides long. RefSeq names its product somatomedin-B and thrombospondin type-1 domain-containing protein. The transcript is spliced from 5 exons. Lineage: Eukaryota; Metazoa; Chordata; Actinopteri; Cypriniformes; Danionidae. The record is from RefSeq and is a predicted model, not a curated record. Bases 273 to 1061 code for a protein of 262 amino acids.
UAACGCUCCAGACUCUUUCAAUUCAACAGAAUAGCUCUUUUCUUUCCACCUGAGUACUCCAUAAACGUGUUUUUCUCUGGGCAAACAGAAGAGCUGUGUGGCCACAGGAAUUCCAGGUCACAAGGAUUCCUCCGGCUGGGAUGACUUUACCUGUGAUAGUUUCAUUUCCUCUCCAGGAAUGAGAUCUGUGGCGUUGACUUUAAGAGAAACUUGAGUACAGUAAAUGGGACUUUUACCUUUUUAAGCUAUUGGGGGAGCAUUGAGUUUUUUUAAUGGAAAUAAUGGGGUUGUUGUCAGUUAGCCAGAAUGCCCUCCUGGUCAUUUUUUUUGGGAUGUACCACUUUUCUGAUGGGGGAUGCUCUGCUAAAUGCUGUCAAGGCAGUGAUUUGACCUGCUUUACUACAGACUGGAGGAUGGAUCAUGUUUAUGGGACAUGCUAUUGUGAUGAGAGGUGUUUAAAGACUAAAGAUUGUUGCUUUGAUUACCCAGCAGAGUGCCCAGCCCAGCCGUGUGUAGUGAGUGAGUGGAGUAACUGGAGUGGAUGCGCACAGCCUUGCCAGCCCUCAUUCAGAGUCCGGAGACGCAGCAUUGAGAGACUGCCCCAAAACAACGGACAGGCGUGUCCGAGUCUGGAAGAGCAGGCCGGAUGCAUGGAGUAUCAGAACCACCAGGGCCAGUUCUGCUCUCAGACACAAGGAGCAGCAUUUAUAACCACAAUGGAGUACAGCAAAGGCAGAGCACAUGAAUUGUAUGGGGCCCCUGUGGAUGCUGGUUUUUGUAUGGAGUUCAAGAUGGAGUCUUUGACUGCCCAGUGUAUGGUGGAGAACAGACCUUAUGCCCGCUGGAUGCAGUAUCUUAGGGAAGGAUACACUGUCUGUGUGGCCUGUCAACCUCCUGCCAACCACAGCUGGGGCUGCCAAGGAGACGGUAACCUGGCGGAGAGGAAUGAUCUUCUUCACUGGCAGGCAGUGGGAAACCCUCGCUGCAGAGGAACAUGGAAGAAAGUACAGAGACUACAGCACUGCACCUGUCCACAAGUGCACAGCUUCAUCUUCAUUUAAACACUUUUCCAGAGUCCUUGGUAAAACGCACAAAUCAACUAAAUGUACUAUUAGAUGCAAAUACUUUCAA